UCUGAAGACACACCACUCAUUCCCUUGCGCUCUCAACUCACACGUUCCACCAUGUCUUCUCUUCCUUACCCUUCCAAGCAAUCAUCUGCAAGCGAUCAUAGGCUUAAUUAUCAGUCAACAUCUUCGCGUUAUAACCACGAAAUUAAGGCCACACUAGAAGUAAAAACUGUUGUUCCACCGCCAAGCAGUAGGGGAGGAGGAGAAGGUGCAGCCAUUGAUCAUAAUGGUGUUUUCUUGACUUGGGAGGAUUUGUGGGUGACUGUUUCCAAUGGGAAAAAAGGCAGUAAAUCAAUCCUUCAGGGCUUAACUGGUUAUGCUCAGCCUGGAGAGCUUUUGGCUAUAAUGGGUCCUUCAGGCUGUGGCAAGUCAACACUUCUUGAUACAUUGGCAGGGAGACUGGGUUCAAACACACGACAAACAGGAGACAUACUAAUCAAUGGCCACAAACAAAGGCUGGCUUAUGGUACAUCGGCUUAUGUAACUCAAGAUGAAACCUUAAUCACAACAUUAACAGUCAAAGAAGCUGUGUACUACUCAGCUCAGCUCCAAUUGCCAGACUCAAUGUCAAGGGCAGAAAAGAAAGAGAGAGCAGAGGUGACAAUAAGAGAAAUGGGGCUGCAAGAUGCCAUGAAUACAAGAAUUGGAGGAUGGGGAUCUAAAGGACUUAGUGGUGGUCAAAAGAGGAGAGUGAGCAUUUGCAUAGAGAUACUAACACAUCCGAAACUUCUCUUUCUUGAUGAACCCACAAGUGGGCUUGAUAGUGCAGCAUCAUAUUAUGUCAUGAGCCGAAUUGUUAGAUUUGACAGCAAGGAUGAAAAUAGAAGAACUGUAAUUGCAUCCAUUCAUCAGCCUAGUGGUGAAGUCUUUCAGCUUUUCGACAGUCUUUGCCUGCUCAGUGCUGGUAAAGUAGUGUAUUUUGGCCCAGCUUCUCAAGCAAAUGAGUUUUUUGCCUUAAAUGGCUUUCCUUGCCCGACUCUCCAGAACCCAUCUGAUCAUUUCCUGAAAACCAUAAACAAAGAUUUCGAAACGGAUCCUGAACAAGGUUUAGAAGAUGCAAUUACCGCAGAGGUAGCGAUUAAUACUCUUACAAAGGCGUAUAAAUCAUCAGACCAUUAUCAACAGGUUAAAAGACUAGUCACAGAAAUAUGUGAAAAGGAUUGUGGGACAUUAGAGGAAAGAAGCCACUCUAGCUUCCUUACUCAGUGUCUUGUGCUUACAAGAAGAUCUUUUGUAAACAUGUAUCGAGAUCUUGGGUACUAUUGGUUGCGGGUCGCCAUCUAUGUCGCAUUAGCAUUAGGCCUUGCCACUUUGUUUUACAACCUUGGAUCUGAUAAUGAUUCAAUUCAGGAUAGAGGUUCUCUGCUAAUGUUCAUAGCUUCUUUCUUAACGUUCAUGACAAUCGGAGGAUUCCCUUCUUUUGUGGAAGAUAUGAAGAUAUUUGAAAGAGAAAGGUUAAAUGGGCACUAUGGUGCCACUGCUUUUGUUUUUGGCAACACAUUCUCCGCCUUUCCAUACCUGUUGCUGAUAUCGGCAAUUCCUGGAGCAAUAACUUAUUACCUUCCUGGACUUCACAAGGGAUAUGAACACUUCAUAUACUUUGUUUUAGUAUUGUUUGCUUGCAUGAUGUUGGUGGAGAGCUUAAUGAUGACCGUUGCGAGUAUGGUGCCAAAUUUUCUGAUGGGAAUAAUAACAGGAGCUGGGAUUCAAGGUUUCAUGAUUCUAGGUGGGGGGUUCUUUAGAUUGCCACAUGAUCUCCCUCAGCCAUUCUGGAAGUAUCCCAUGUACUACAUUGCCUUCCAUAAGUAUGCCUACCAAGGAAUGUUCAAGAACGAAUUUGAAGGACUAACAUUUCCUAGCAAUCAAGCCGGAGGGCCACGGACGAUUCCCGGUGAACAAAUUCUGAGAGAUCGAUGGCAAGUGGAAAUGGGUGUCUCCAAGUGGGUUGAUCUUGCCAUUUUGCUUGGAAUGGUGGUUCUAUAUAGAAUUUUGUUCUUGGUUAUUAUCAAGACCACAGAGAAGAUAAAACCUAUUAUUACAGCUAUUGUAUCGGUACGUCCCAAGCAAACAACACAAAUCAUGGAAAUCCCCUUAACUACACCUUCGCAUGGGGAUCAAUCUGUAGUCUAGGAAGAUCAAAUCGCUUGUGUUAGCGAGCAUUGAAGAGUAAAUUUACUCUGCAUGCUACACAGUACUUAAGCUAGUAUCAUGCUCAGCACCUUUUCCUUUAUUAAUGUCUUGGCUAAUAAAAUUCUGUUGCAAGCUCUCAA
Molecule: messenger RNA, 2267 nt
Organism: Populus nigra (black poplar)
Lineage: Eukaryota; Viridiplantae; Streptophyta; Magnoliopsida; Malpighiales; Salicaceae
Product: ABC transporter G family member 1-like
Exons: 8
Coding region: 52-2127 (691 amino acids)
Cellular component (GO): membrane
Molecular function (GO): ABC-type transporter activity; ATP hydrolysis activity; ATP binding
Source: RefSeq, a predicted model, not a curated record